This is a messenger RNA of Rhodotorula graminis WP1, 336 nucleotides long. RefSeq lists its product as uncharacterized. Lineage: Eukaryota; Fungi; Basidiomycota; Microbotryomycetes; Sporidiobolales; Sporidiobolaceae. The coding region runs from base 1 to 336 and encodes 111 amino acids. Gene Ontology annotation, biological process: intracellular protein transport. Gene Ontology annotation, cellular component: mitochondrial outer membrane. The transcript is spliced from 3 exons. The record is from RefSeq and is a predicted model, not a curated record.
AUGCGUGAGACCCUCAAGGACCGCAUCUAUGCCCUCAAGGACAUGGUCCCGCCCACCACCCGCGCCGCCGUGUCGGACGCCGCCGCCUCGGCCAAGGGCUGGCUCGGCUGGUCCGCGUCCAAGGCCGGCAACGCCGCGUGGAUCGUCACCACCACGGCCCUCCUCGUCGGCAUGCCUCUCCUCCUCUCGAUCGAGGGAGAGGCCGCCCUCGUCCAGCAGGAGAAGGAGUACCUCGCCCAGCCUGGCGCCCCGAACCCGUACGGCGCCCCGGCGCAGCCCGGCGCACCCGCACCGGCCGCCGCUGCCCCGGGCGGCAUCGUCCCCGCCGGCUUCUGA